GCUGUUGUCCUGUGUGCUUAUCUGGAGAUAGGAGGCAUUGAUCUCAGGGAUCGGCCUGUGAUUGAGCUGGGAGCUGGAACUGGAUUGCUGGGAAUAGUGGCCACUUUAUUAGGUGCUCGUGUUACCAUCACAGACAGGGCAGCAGCACUGGAGUUCCUAGAGGCAAAUGUAGAGGCUAACUUACCUUCUGAACUGCGUCCGAGAGCUGUGGUGAAGGAACUAACUUGGGGAAAAGACCUGGGUAACUUCCCUCCAGGAGCAUUUGACUUCAUCCUGGGUGCAGACAUCGUUUAUCUGGAAGAAACGUUUGCAGAACUGCUUCAGACACUGGAGCACCUGUGCUCAGAGCAAACUGUGAUUCUUCUUUCCUGUCGUAUCCGCUAUGAACGGGAUCACAGAUUCCUGAAGAUGCUGAGAGGCCGUUUCUCUGUAUAUGAGGUCCACUAUGAUUCCAGUAAGGAUGUUCAUAUCUACAAAGCACAGAGGGGUGGUCACAAGGAUGACUUUUGACUCUGUGCUUUGUUCAACCACUGAUACUGUUCAAUCCUCCUCUUGUUUCAACUCAAUACACUUGUUCCUAAGCAUAUA
Molecule: messenger RNA, 588 nt
Organism: Antrostomus carolinensis (chuck-will's-widow)
Lineage: Eukaryota; Metazoa; Chordata; Aves; Caprimulgiformes; Caprimulgidae
Gene: METTL21A
Product: methyltransferase 21A, HSPA lysine
Exons: 2
Cellular component (GO): cytosol; protein-containing complex
Source: RefSeq, a predicted model, not a curated record